Paramecium sonneborni is the source of this 801-nucleotide messenger RNA. Lineage: Eukaryota; Ciliophora; Oligohymenophorea; Peniculida; Parameciidae. The record is from the annotation of a GenBank genome assembly.
AUUUGAUGCAAAAACUUAAACACACAUUAGUUACUUUUAAAAUAUGUCCAUUUUGUAUGCGUGUAAUUGCUUUAAUGUGUUACAAGAACAUUAAAUUUGAAAUAAAAUUCAUAGAAAUGCAUAAUUAACCUGAAUGGUUUAUAAAAAUUAGUCCUUUAGCAAGAGUACCUAUAUUAAUGGUUGGAGAUGAUAGUAAAUAAUUUAUAAGUAUGUUAUUAAGUUGUUUUAUUUGAAUCUGAUGCAAUAAUGGAAUAUAUAGAUGAAAUAACCUCACCAUAGAUAAUGCCAUCUGAUCCAUUAUAAAAAGCGUUAGAUAGAGGAAAAUUCGAAUAUGCAAGUGAGAUUAUGAAAAACAUGUCUAUUUUUGUAUUUUCUUAAGAUGAGGAAGUAUUUAUAUGUGUAUAUGCAAAAAGAAAUUCUUUAAACAUAAGGAGUUGUUAAAAACAAAUUUUGAAUAAGUAGAAAAAUGGUUAGAGAAUAAAAAAUAUAUGAAUGGAGAUCAAAUAUCACUUGUUGACUUUUGCUUUAUUCCAGUAUUUGUUAAUUUAAGUAUUUUUAAACCUGUAAUAUAAAAUUGUGAUUUAACAAAAAAUUUACCAAAAGUAUAAAUAGAAAAUAUUUUAGUUUAAUAAAUAUGGAGAAACUCUUCUAUAACUUCCAUGUUCAAAAGCAGCAAGAGUACCAGAUUAUGAAUUACUUGUUGUUGAAGGAGUAAAAAAGAUAAAUAGUUACUUAUUUAGAUCAAAUCCAUGUUUUUUCAAAAGUAUUCAAUAAUCUAAUAAUUCAUGUUUAGGAAAAUGA